Tarenaya hassleriana is the source of this 1549-nucleotide messenger RNA. Its product is annotated as plant cysteine oxidase 1. NCBI's taxonomy places the organism in Eukaryota, Viridiplantae, Streptophyta, Magnoliopsida, Brassicales, Cleomaceae. The record is from RefSeq and is a predicted model, not a curated record. Gene Ontology annotation, molecular function: oxidoreductase activity, acting on single donors with incorporation of molecular oxygen, incorporation of two atoms of oxygen. The transcript has 5 exons. The coding region runs from base 285 to 1217 and encodes 310 amino acids.
CCCUGGUUUUGUCCUCCAACCUCUCUCUCCGCUUUCGAUAUUCUAUCUUUCCUUUCCGCUUCCUUUUUCUUCUUUUAUAUCCCUUCGUCUUCGCUGCUUCUUCCUGGAUCCAUGCCCAGAGAGUUUUAGAUACGUGGGACGGUGGGAGUGAUCCCUUCUGUUUCCUCUGUUUGUAUCCUUACCAUACACUGAUCUCAACUUCAUCGUUUUCCGGCGAUACCCUGUUUCGUUAGGGUUCUUGCCUUGCGAAAAAUCAGGUUUUAUUUGGUGGGUUUUGGGGAUUCAUGGGGUAUGAGAUGAAUUUGGCUGCGAAAACAGAGAAGGAAGUUUUGGAAUUGCAAAAGGAAGUGAUUUUGGGUAAGAAUCAGUGCAAGAGCCCCACUGUUGACUCGCUUAAGCCAAAGAACCCGAGCCCGGCGUCGGCAAAUUCGCCAAGCAGAUCGAAGAAGAAGAAGAAGAACCGGCGGCGGAAGAUGGCUAACCCUGUGAUGGCUGAGACGGCGGCGGAGGUUUUGCCGGUGCGGCGGCUGUUCAAUACCUGUAAGGAAGUGUUCGCCGAUUGCGGCCCUGGUAUCGUUCCCUCUGAAGAGAAAAUCCAACGGCUACGGGCUAUUUUAGAUGAUAUGAAACCGGAGGAUGUCGGUCUAACUCCACGUAUGCCCUACUUCCGAGUGACGUCUGAACGUGGGCGACAAUCACCAUCGAUAACGUAUCUGCAUCUAUAUGAUUGCGAUAUGUUUUCGAUCGGGAUUUUCUGUUUGCCGCCUUCCGGUGUGAUUCCUCUCCAUAACCAUCCUCAGAUGACGGUUUUCAGUAAGCUUCUCUUUGGUACAAUGCACAUCAAGUCGUAUGAUUGGGUGGCUGAUGCUCCAAUGGAAGAUCCCGUGACGCGUCUUGCGAAAGUGAAGGUUGAUUCCACAUUCACGGCACCUUGCAACACGAGCAUAUUGUACCCAGCAGACGGUGGAAACAUGCAUUGCUUCACGGCAGAGACACCGUGCGCGGUUCUUGACGUGCUCGGACCACCCUACUCUGAUCCAGAGGGGCGCCAUUGCACCUACUUCCUCGACUUCCCAUACAGCAAUUUCUCAGUUGAUGGAGUUAUAAUACCCGAGGAGGAGAGGGAAGGCUAUGCAUGGCUCCGGGAAAGAGACGAUAAUCCCGAGGAUCUGAACGUAGUCGGGGCUUUAUACCGAGGGCCAAAGGUUGAUGAAUGAGUGAGACACCAUAUCACUCUAUCGGUCCCCGCUCUGCCGGUUCAGAAUCCUGGUUUUCAGUCAAGGUUCUUAGCAUUUACAGCUUUUCUCUGUACAUAAAAAGGGAAAGAAAAAAGAAAAAGAAAAGGAACGAGAGGAACAAAAAAAGGAAGAAGAAGAAGCUGCUUUUGUGCUAUGGAACUGCACCAUAGCUUAGGGUUCAUAGUCAUACAGCCAUUGUUGUAAUGCCACAAAGUUCAGACACAGAAUUAUGCAGUGUUGAUGUUUCAUUUAUGGUUGGUGGAGACAGAGAUCUGAUCAUGGAGUUUAAGGUUAAUUUGUCCCCACGUACA